Messenger RNA from Asterias rubens (European starfish), 4307 nucleotides. Its product is annotated as SWI/SNF-related matrix-associated actin-dependent regulator of chromatin subfamily A member 5-like. Gene Ontology annotation, cellular component: chromatin; nucleus. The record is from RefSeq and is a predicted model, not a curated record. Gene Ontology annotation, biological process: regulation of transcription by RNA polymerase II; nucleosome organization. Gene Ontology annotation, molecular function: ATP-dependent chromatin remodeler activity; histone binding; nucleosome binding. The transcript is spliced from 22 exons. NCBI's taxonomy places the organism in Eukaryota, Metazoa, Echinodermata, Asteroidea, Forcipulatida, Asteriidae. The coding region runs from base 112 to 3246 and encodes 1044 amino acids.
UUAAAAUUGACGACGGCCGCCGCGCGCGCUGAGUAAAUUGAUGAGGGAAAUGUGCGGUGAAAAAGGGACAAUCGCUUAAAUUUUUAGUUUUGAAGUGAAAUUUUAUUCAAAAUGUCUGAUUCCGAAGGAUCUCAAGAAGCACCAGCAGCUCCAGUUCCACCUGCUCCGUUUGGUCAACCGCCUCCAUUGAAGCUAAAGAGUCCACCACAAGGCAAAGACACAGGGACAGGAGAAACAAAGGCUGAAUAUGACGCUAAAAUGAUGAAGGAUCGAGCCUCUAGGUUUGGUUUCCUGCUUCAGCAGACAGAAAUCUUCACCCAUUUUAUGAGUGCUACCAGCAGUGUGAAAUCUCCUACAAGCCCCCUCAAACUAAAGCCAGGGAGACCACGUGUCAAGAAAGAUGAGAAGACAAAACUGUCCUCUGUCGGCGAAAAAGGCAACCAAAGUCAAGAUGAAGAAUCCUCCCGGUUAGCGAAGUCGAACCACCGCCAUCGUAUGACUGAGCAGGAGGAGGAUGAGGAACUACUGUCCGAGUCCCGAAAGGCAACCAGUGUCAUUACGCAGUUUGAGAAAUCACCAACAUAUAUCAAGAAUGGUGAGAUGAGAGACUAUCAAGUUCGUGGACUCAACUGGAUGAUCUCACUUUAUGAACAUGGCAUCAAUGGCAUCUUGGCAGAUGAAAUGGGUCUUGGUAAGACUCUUCAGACCAUCUCACUGCUUGGAUACAUGAAACAUUACCGCAGCAUUCCUAGCCCUCAUCUGAUCAUCUGCCCAAAGUCCACACUGUCCAAUUGGAUGGCAGAAAUACAGCGCUGGUGCCCAUCACUACGAGGAGUCUGUCUUAUUGGAGAUCAAACUACAAGGGCAGCCAUUAUACGAGAUGUCAUGAUGCCAGGAGAGUGGGAUGUGUGUGUCACAUCAUAUGAAAUGGCCAUUAGGGAAAAGUCCGUCUUCAAGAAGUUCAACUGGCGCUACCUGGUCAUUGAUGAGGCUCACCGCAUCAAAAAUGAGAAGUCAAAGCUGUCUGAGAUCGUACGCGAGUUCAAGACGACCAACCGCUUGCUCCUUACUGGCACACCACUACAAAACAAUCUCCAUGAGCUCUGGGCAUUACUUAACUUCCUUCUACCAGAUGUGUUCAACUCUUCCGAGGAUUUCGAUGCCUGGUUCUCAACAGAAGGCUGUCUGGACCUUGAGAACAGUAGCUUAGUUUCUCGUCUACACGCUAUUCUUCGGCCUUUCUUGUUGAGGCGUCUAAAGGCUGAUGUUGAAAGGGGGCUGCUGCCAAAGAAAGAAUGCAAAAUCUACGUUGGUCUGAGCAAGAUGCAGCGAGAAUGGUACACCAAAAUCCUCAUGAAAGACAUUGACGUUGUCAACGGUGCUGGUAAGACAGAGAAAGUCCGCCUCAUGAACAUCUUGAUGCAUCUGCGCAAGUGCUGUAACCAUCCUUAUCUGUUUGAUGGGGCUGAACCCGGACCGCCCUUCACCACGGACAAACAUCUGUACGAGAACGCCGGUAAACUUGUGGUCCUCGAUAAACUACUCAGCAAAAUGAAAGAAGAUGGCUCUCGUGUGCUUGUCUUCAGUCAGAUGACACGUGUAUUAGACAUCUUGGAGGACUACUGUUCAUGGCGUAAUCAUAACUACUGUCGACUUGAUGGUCAGACACCUCAUGAAGAAAGACAGAAAAGUAUUAAUGAAUUCAACCUGCCUAAUAGUGAGAAGUUCAUCUUCAUGCUGAGUACGAGAGCAGGAGGUCUUGGUAUCAAUUUAGCCACUGCAGACAUUGUCAUCCUGUAUGACAGUGAUUGGAACCCACAGGUGGAUCUCCAGGCUAUGGAUCGUGCCCAUCGUAUCGGACAGAAAAAGCAGGUACGUGUGUUCCGUUUCAUCACAGAGAACACUGUAGAGGAGCGCAUUGUUGAGAGAGCUGAAACAAAACUGCGUCUUGACAACAUCGUCAUCCAAGCUGGUCGUCUGGUUGAUCAGAAUCUGAAGGUGAAUAAGGACGAGGCACUGAAUAUGAUCCGCCAUGGAGCAAACUUCAUCUUCUCAUCCAAGGACUCUACCAUUACAGAUGAAGAGAUUGAUUCAAUCUUGGAACGCGGUGCCAAGAAGACUGAGGAGCUGAAGAAGAAAAUGGAUCAUCUCGGGGAGUCUGGACUCCGCAACUUCACCCUGGACACCAAUGAGAGCAUCUACUCAUGGGAGGGUCAGGACUUUAGAGAGAAACAGAAGGCAAAUAACAUCAACUGGAUUGAGCCACCUAAGAGAGAGCGGAAAGCUAACUAUGCGGUGGAUGCUUACUUCAGGGAAGCCUUGAGGGUCAGCGAACCCAAAGCUCCAAAGGCCCCAAGACCACCCAAGCAGCCCAAUGUACAGGACUUUCAGUUCUUCCCUCCUAGACUCUUUGAACUCCUUGACAAAGAAAUCUACUCAUACAGGAAAAUGAUUGGCUACAAGGUUCCUUUGAAUCCUGAAGUGCCACACCCAGUCCAGGCUCGCAAGGAGGAGCAGAAGAAGAUAGAUGAAGCUGGAGCAUUGAUGGAUGAGGAGAUCCAAGAAAAGGAGGACCUUCUUACACAGGGUUUCGUUAAUUGGUCCAAACGAGACUUCAACCAGUUCAUCAAAGCAUGUGAGAAGUAUGGCCGCGAUGACGUGGAUAACAUCUCUAGGGAUGUAGAGGGCAAGACACCUGAAGAGGUGCAAGAGUACAUGGCUGUGUUCUGGGAUCGAUGCCAUGAGCUGACAGACAUUGAGAAGACUAUGGCUCAGAUUGAGAGAGGUGAAGCUAAGAUCCAACGUAAGAUCAGCAUCAAGAAAGCCCUGGACUCUAAGAUGGCGAGAUACCGCGCUCCAUUCCACCAGCUGCGUCUCUCCUAUGGAACUAAUAAAGGCAAGAAUUGGACAGAGGAAGAGGAUCGAUUUCUUGUCUGUAUGCUUCAUAAGCUGGGCUUCGACAAAGAGAAUGUGUAUGAUGAGCUACGUACGGCUGUCAGGCAAGCACCGCAGUUUAGAUUUGAUUGGUUUCUCAAAUCACGUACAGCAAUGGAGCUGCAGCGACGGUGUAACACGCUGAUUACGCUGAUUGAACGUGAAAACCAGGAGUUGGAGGAACGAGAGAAAGCUGAGAAAAAGAAACAGGUCAGAGCAAAAGGAGGCAUGCCAACACCAAAGGGAAAGGGAGAGAAGAGAAAGGCAGAUGCUACUCCUGACCCCCGUAACAAGACCAAGAAAAAGAAGUGAGCUUUGGAAUGAGCAUGGAUCUUUGGAAUAUUGUACAUAGCAGGUCAUAAUUGUUCGGUGCCUGUUAGAACGGGUCGGAACUGGUUUGAACCAGGUUAAACUAGUUGAAAAGAACAGAUUAUUUAAAAGUGGAUAUUUGCCUUACUUCAAGACUUUUGAAGUGAUUUUCUUUUUCAGAAGUAGACAAACAAUGUGAGGGGCCUUUAGUUCCUUUCAUAAAAAUGUGAUAGAAAUCAAACAAUUUUAAAGGUAAGGCUUUUGAAAAUGUUUGGUUAAUAAAAUGACAAAAUUUGACAGUGAAUAGCAGUUGGGAUUACAUUGAGUUCACAUCAAUUAUGUUUAGUAUUGUUGUUAAAUGCACACACACAAAUAACACUACUGAGGUAUCUUUUAGCCCUUUUGAGGUAUGGAUGACGCUAUAGUGUUGCUCUGUUUGGUUCGAGUGUCUACAGACAAAUUUAACCAAACCAAAUUUUGUCAUAGUCCUGUGUCCACCAUACCUCAAAAUGGCUUAUUGAAAUGCCCCUCCUCACAACCAUGCGAUGUGCACUCUUUAAAUAAUAUGCUUUCAAGCUGAUUUUAUUAAUACUUUUUUGUUGUAUGCUGUAGUGUAGAAAUCAAUGUUGGAUAUAAUAAAUGUCAUUCCUUCUUCCUCUAUGUAUAUAAACUUUUAUGAUUUGACAAGUUUGUCUGUUUGUUUGUCCCAUUGAUCAAGAUAAAUCUUGAGUCUGUUGAAAACUUAAGUCUGUUGCACUUUGCUGGUACUAAAAACAAACAAAAAAUCAAAAUGCAAACAGUACAUUCCAAUACAAUUACAUGCAUUGUUUGUUACCCAUUACCAGUGCAGCCAUAUACAGUGUACAGAGGUCUAGAUGAAUUCCGAAUACCCGAAGCUACAGUACUUUCAUUUGCUGAAAGUUUGUCAAUAAGAACUUGAUACACUGGCAGUUUAGGUAAUUUUUCAAAAGAUCAAAUAGCCUUGCACCUUUUCUAUGAAAAAAACCAUCCAUAUUUGUUGUACACAUGAAAUGUUAUUAAGACAGCACAAAUAAAUGUAUCAA